Drepanopeziza brunnea f. sp. 'multigermtubi' MB_m1 is the source of this 1110-nucleotide messenger RNA. The record is from RefSeq and is a predicted model, not a curated record. NCBI's taxonomy places the organism in Eukaryota, Fungi, Ascomycota, Leotiomycetes, Helotiales, Drepanopezizaceae.
AUGUACGACCCCUCCAUGGACGACCACCAAGAUCAAAACCAUCAGAACCCCUUUGCGGAGAGACGAUCUCCUUAUCCUGAAUAUGAUAUUGGGGAUGCGCGAUCCAGGCCGCCUGUUCCGCCUGUUCGGCCGCUUCGGCCGGUUACGCUCUACGACCCGCCCUCUAUUCUGCACGCUCAUCCAGCCCCACUUCGGACGAGUUCCGCAUAUGCAUCGCAGCCGGCACCACAGCAGCCCUCGCAUGAUGCGGCGUCAACAUCGUCGAUCUUCGCCGUGCUUUUCGAAAUCUACAAAGAUGAUUUCGAGCGCUGGAUGCAACCGGUUUCGGACUGGCUGGAAGCGAGAGAGUCAUGGAGUUGGACGAUCCCGACUGCGAUUCUUGUUAUCUUGAGCUUCCCGCCCCUGUUCGGUCAUGAGAUUGUGCAGUUGAUUGUGGGAUUGGCGUAUCCGCUGGGUGUUGCGCUGGGCAUUGCGUGUGCGGGCGGUGUGAUAGGAGAGGCGGCCUGUUUUGUCGUCUUCAAGUACUUGUUCACGGGGUGGGUUGAGAAGAAGAUUGCCCAGAAAGUAAACUGGGCAGCUACAGCUCGCGUGACCCAAGAGGCAGGCUUUCGAGGCGUGUUGGUGAUCAGAUACUCGAUUGUUCCUCCCCCCAUGGCUGAGGAGACUCUAGAUAUCGCAAACCCACUCUUCGCUUGCACAGGAAUGAAAUUUUGGCUCUACAUGGCGACCGUGAUCUUGUCGCUCCCCAAGUCCAUGGUCUUCGUUGCUCUCGGUUCCCCAUCCAGCAAGAAUUCCAAAACAGCUAAGUAUGGCAAAGUGGCCGCCAUAGUCAUUGUCGUGAUCAUUACAAUAUUUGCGAGCAUGUGGAUUAGAAAGAAGAUGACCGUAGCCACACGGAAGAUAAUGGUGGAGCGUGGCAUCGCUCUGGGCGGGAGUGACGAGGAACUAGUGAUGAUGGAUGGGGACUCGGAGAGGGUGGACACCAGGGGCGAGACCGAUACGAGUUACAAGGGCGUGGUAACAGAGCAAUAUGUGCCGUAUCAAGGAGAUAUCGGUGUCGCUAUCGCGACUCCGCAUUCUUCGCAGCCUGGUGCUGCGCGGUAUGCGUAA